AUGUCAAACAAUCAAGCUCGUAAUGGAUCACCAGCUCCGGAAUUGAAUAGACCAACUGCUAAAAGAUCUCCUUCGAUUUUGGUCACAGAUGCGCGGAGUCAUCAGGUGAAGGGAGCUAGGGCCCCGUUUGCGGGUCACAGCUUUAAAAAGCAGCAACAACGCCAACAACAGCAGCAUCAAUCACCAUACAGCUUUGAGCAGCUGCAACAUCAAAAUGCUUUACUGAAACGAUUGGCCUUUCGGAAUAAGUACACUGACAUUUCGGUUGACAAAUUACUCAGCAAUUCAAGUGAUAUACCUUCUGGUCAGAGUCGACUCCCACCGAAAUUUGGCCAGGGUCGCAAUUAUGAUAGGAAUAGUUCGUCAUCGCCUCCACCUCCCCCGAUAGUGAGCCCUUCAAACCCCGAGUCAAGGAGGAAUAUAAGAAGUAUACCUAAAUUAUCGCAGUCUUUACCAUCAAGGACAUCAAAGACUUCACAAAAAUUGGUUUUGAUACCAGAUGAACAAAGGCAUGGUGGAUCACCCCCACCUAACAGUGGUAGUGAGGAUCGAACGACAGAACCACCCGACAAUAAUUUGGAUUUGCAAGCUCAAAUUUCGCGAUCAAGAGCAGAACUAAUGCCGAAGGAGAAACGAGCAAGAGAGUUUAGUAGAAUGACGGCUUACUUUAUCUGCGAAGAAUUCGAUUUACCAGCUGUAGCAAAAUUUCUAAGAAAAAAUCACGAGGUCAAGCCAAGACUAUACGAUGAGGCGUUGUAUGUUCCAUAUACAUUACCAUUGCUACCGGGAACUGACGGCUUGCGUGUGAAAUCAAAUAAUUCCAUCAAGCUACAGGCAAAGAAUAAACACAUGGAGAAGAUGAUUAAUAAAUCGGAACAGACUGAUCAUCUUUAUGAAUAUUACUCUGGGGUGGAAACACCAGAGGAUGCCAACAACUACUCAAUGGACCCUGAGUUGGAAAAUUUUGAUAACAGCAGCCCGUUUGACCCUAGUGAGCCGCAAUUUUUUGCUCCUCCGUUGGACUCAUCCAGAAUCAGCGAUGAUGGUAAUAGUGCAGACUCGAACAGCGACAAGAGUGAUAAAAGUUCAAAGAAAAGGUCAGAGGAGGUUCAUAGUUCACUGUCGUCGGUACAUCAUCUGUCAGAUGUUUCCAAGCAUCAUGCGGAAAUGUUUGUUUUUGCAUAUGGUGUUGUUGUGUUUUGGAAUUUCUCUGAAGUUCAUGAAAAGAAUAUUCUUGCUGAUUUGGCAUUUGCUGAACAAGAGCUCCUCAUAAAUCCUAUUGACGAGCAGGACAUUGAAACUGAAGAGUUCCAUUUUGAGUAUGACAAGGAAAUCCACAGGCCCAGGAUAUAUAAUGAUAUGAUCACUUUACGAUCAAGUGAUCAUUUGAUUAAACUCACAAUGUCUCAUGCAAUUGCCCAACUGACAAAGUUGGGAUUAUUCGAGAGCAGAAUGGUGAACAUCUUACAUCUGAUUAGUAAGCUUCCCAAGAAGUUGGCAUUGACUGGGCGAUUGGGAUUAAAGAGGAAUCAAUUAUUGAAAAAGUCGGGUAAAUUGUUCAAGUUACGAGUAGAUGUAAACUUGUCAAGUUCAAUUUUGGAUACGCCUGACUUUUUCUGGUCCUUUGAACCCGCGUUGCAUCCGCUAUACAAUGCUGUUAGAGAGUAUUUGGAGAUUGAUCAGAGGGUGCAGGUUUUGAAUGAUCGAUGUAAAGUAUUCUUGGAGUUUUCUGAUAUUGUUACAGACAGCAUGAAUGAGAAAAAUACAAACCGUAUCACCUGGAUGUUGAUAAUCAUUAUAUUCCUUAGUCUUUUCGUGAGUGUUUUUGAGUUUAUAUUGGAGGUUAUAUAG
Molecule: messenger RNA, 1851 nt
Organism: Lodderomyces orthopsilosis Co 90-125
Lineage: Eukaryota; Fungi; Ascomycota; Pichiomycetes; Serinales; Debaryomycetaceae
Exons: 1
Coding region: 1-1851 (616 amino acids)
Source: RefSeq, a predicted model, not a curated record